AUGCUGCCAUGGGCAGGGGUGCUGGGCUUCCUUCUGCUGCUCAUCCUCCUGCGUGUGCGGGUUUGGGUUCAGAAAGCAAAAGUUCCCAGCAGCUCUGGGGCCCAGCUGGUCUGCAAGCCCUCUGCGCUGGCUGCCUACCUGGAGAGCCAGUGCCAGGCCUUGAAAGGCCGAUGCGAAGCCAGCUGGCCAUGGAGGGCUCUCCCCUCCCUGCAGACACUGGCCAGCCUGAUGGGGCCCCUGGACAGCAGGGUGCAUUUCGUAAGGACCUAUCUGCAGCUGAGUGAUGAGGGGCUGGUGGCUCUGGACUGGGCAGUGGGGCCAGCACAGCAGGAGAGGAGGCAGACAUCCAGCCCCUGCAGCGCACCUGUCCUGCUGCUUGUCCCCAGCUCCUUUGGGAAGGUCACCCGCAACAUCAGCAAGCUAUGUCACGUGGCACUCCUUCAUGGCUACCAUCCUGUUGUCUUUAACCGCCGUGGUCAGAAUGGCUGCCCCCUAAGCACCACCACACUGCAGCCAUAUGGGGAUCCUGCUGACCUGCGAGAAGCCAUCCAGUACAUCCGCUCCCGGUGCCCAGGGGCCCUGCUCUUUGCAGUGGGGGAGAGCACUGGGGCAGGGCUCCUGUUCUCCUACCUGGGAGAAUGUGGUUCCUCUAGCCUCCUGACAGCUGCUGGCUGCAUCUCCCCCAUCUUUGACCCUCGGGGAUGGUUUGAAGAUGGGUGCCCCCGGCUGUGGCAGCAACUCUUGCUCAUGUCCCAGAAGGUGUGGCUCAGCCGGUUUGCCACGGUGCUAGGGGAGGUUUUGCCCCUGGAUCGUUUCUUUGGGGGCCAGUCACUGAGGGAGCUGGAGGAGGUCUUGUUCUGCCAGGCCCAGACCUGGGACUUGUACUGGGAGAGGAACGACCCGCUACGGGAUGUGGACGAGGUGUCAGUACCAGUGCUGUGCAUCUGCAGCCAGGACGACCCCAUGUGUGGGGCCCCCAAGGACACUCUGCCCUUUGAGCUGUUUGAGACAAACCCCUACUUCUUCCUAGUGCUCACCCAGGGAGGUGGACACUGUGGCUUCUUCAAGGAUUGCCUGUGUGGUGCCUUCUGGAGCCAUGAGGUGCUGCUGGAAUUCUUCCACACCACUGUGGAUUUCCUCCUCACAGAGGACAAACUGAAGGGCCAGGCCAAGAAGAGAGGGGCCAGGCCGGUGCCGAAGGUCACCCAGGGCAGAGGUGGCUGCAGGCAGGAGUCCUGCUGCCCCCACAAUAGACCUGACAUUUACCGCUGGCAGCGCUCCUACACCCGCUGACAGCUGGUCUUCACUCAGCAUCUGGAGGAUGAUCUGCUGACCUUUCCCAAGAGCCCCCGUGCACGCUUGGGACUGUGACUCUUUGUAACAAGAACGGGGCCAUACCUAGGGUGGUGCAGGACCCGGGCUGGAAGUGACAGGGUUUGUCUCUUCCAGGACCAACCAUGCCGGCCAAUCGCACUGGCCUGCGGGGCCUCCCAAAGCACAGGACCCGGAGUGGUCACCCCAAUGCGCCCUACUCAAGGGACGGUUCAGAACAAGAACAUAGCAUUUCCGUGAACAGAUCGUGUUAGAUGAUAACUGCAGCGUGACAGAGGUGCUGCGUCCUGGCUGGGUGUUGGCAUCUCAGGUGCUGCCCUGUCAGAAGUGGUGUUUGUGUCCCAGUGCCGCUGGCUUCUGGUUGUGGUAAUGUGAUGUGGUUUUGUGCCUUUGCUGACGGUUGCCAGGUACUGUGAUGUCCCAGUGCUAGAAGAUUGGGGCCCAGACAGGUGCUGUGCUGCAAUGGAGCAGAAGGGGAUGAAUGAUUCUUAUUUAUUUUGUAGCACCCAAAUUUGUGCUGGGUGCUUCAUGGAAGAUGGACAAAGACACAGGCCCUGCUGCAGUGAGCUUAUCUCUAGGUUUUACAUGUGUCCAAGCAAAUGGGGGUAGCUGAGAGUCGGGAGGGAGGCCAGGGGCUGCAGCAGAAUGAUCAGGGGUGACUCAGGGCAGCAUUUUGGGCGUGUUACUUUUCUCCAUAUAGCUAUAAAAAGAAGGAUGAUAAAGCUCUAAACCAGUAACUGGUGUAGAUUCCCUUUCUGAGGCUGGGACUGCUGUACGUAGCUUGGUGAUGCAGUGCUAGACACUCCUGGGUCCUCAUCUGUAAUGCACCCCUGGGGUGUGGUUGUGCCUCCUUGCCUGUGUGUGCAGGCUAACUGGCAUUCUUCAUUAAUGUUACAUGACAAGACUAAAGGAUGCUUGAAAUGUUAUUUUAAGCUCAAAG
Messenger RNA from Chrysemys picta bellii (western painted turtle), 2272 nucleotides. The record is from RefSeq and is a predicted model, not a curated record. Lineage: Eukaryota; Metazoa; Chordata; Testudines; Emydidae.